Arachis ipaensis is the source of this 3096-nucleotide messenger RNA. RefSeq names its product glucan endo-1,3-beta-glucosidase 5-like. Gene Ontology annotation, biological process: carbohydrate metabolic process. Lineage: Eukaryota; Viridiplantae; Streptophyta; Magnoliopsida; Fabales; Fabaceae. The record is from RefSeq and is a predicted model, not a curated record. Gene Ontology annotation, molecular function: hydrolase activity, hydrolyzing O-glycosyl compounds.
GAUAAAGGGGGACACCACCGCCGUCAAGAGCUCGCAGUGCCACGUCAAAAAUGUCGGACCCUGCACAGUAGAAACCCAGCUGUUGACUUCUCCGCAUCUCUCUCUCCCUGUCUGUCUCGUACCUCACUUUGGCAAACGACAAACAACCUUGUACACAUGUCCCGUUUUGCUCAAAUCCUCGUUGGUCAGUGUCCCACUGCGUAAUUUAAAUGUGCUUAAUCUCCAGGAUUAUAUAUAUGAGUAAAUCCAAUGGCUCACUCUGUCUCCAAGUGAACGAUCAGAGUUUCAUCCGCUGCAGUGUUCGUUAUAAAGUUGAAAACGUAAUUGGUCUUUUCCUGCCCAAGCCACUAUUUCACUAAUUCCUAAUUCAAAUAAUCAACAGCCUCGUCAUAAUUGAUCCUUGCUGGAAGGAACACCAUGUUCCAGUUUCAGAUAAAACCAAUGUCACCUUCUACCUUAAUCAUCUAUCAUCCACUAAUUCCAUAUUGUUGUAUUUAUCAUAAUAAUUGCUAAAUAAAAUAAAGUAAUUUAAACUAAUGAUUUCAUUUGAUGGACAUAAGUAAACUAGUAAAGUAUGAAAAUUACUUGUACAAAUACGUAUGGCAAGUUGACACCCAAACCACAAAAGUUGUUCGUGACAACUGAUAAUAAUCCCGGUCACCAGUUCAAAAAAACAGAUUCCAAAUGUGUGAAACCUGAAAAGUGAAAACAACAUUUAUUUUUCUGAGACGCAAGUAAUAUGAACCAUUACUAUUAACGCCGACAUUAAAAAAAAAAAGGAGGUAACAUAAGCAGGGCAGUAUGGUAAUUGCCUGCAUAGCAGUUACUAAAGUAUAUGAGGCAGUUACAACUUACAAGAGUGUGAUUGUGAGUGGAAGCUAAAAAUGUUGGUGGUGGUGGUGGUGGUGGUAUUAGCGUUGCGUGGUGCUUCUGGUGCGGUGGCAGAGACGGGAAUAGGGGUGAACUGGGGGACGGUGUCGUUCCGGAAGCUAAAGCCGACGACGGUGGUUGAUCUGCUGAAGGAUAACAAGAUUGGGAAGGUGAAGUUGUUCGAGGCAGAGGAGGACGUGUUGAAGGCACUGAUGGGGAGUGGGAUUGAGAUCAUGCUUGGCAUCCCUAACGAGCAUCUCUCUCUCUUGAGCUCAUCUCCUUCAGCUGCAGACAUGUGGAUUCAGAAGAAUGUUUCUGCUUAUAUGUCCAAGCAUGGCGCUCUUAUCAGGUAUAUUGCUGUUGGAAAUGAGCCAUUCCUGACGAGUUAUAAUGGUGAAUUUCAGAAUUUUGUGAUUCCGGCAAUACAGAAUCUACAAGAGUCCUUAGUGAAAGCAAAUCUAGCUGGCUCUGUAAAACUAGUUGUGCCAUGCAAUGCAGAUGCCUAUGAGUCCACGGUUCCAUCCCAAGGUGCAUUCAGGCCAGAACUGACCCAAAUAAUGACUCAGCUGGUUCAGUUCCUCAACUCAAAUGGAGCCCCAUUCAUUGUUAAUAUAUAUCCAUUUCUCAGCCUCUAUGACAAUGGAGAGUUCCCUCAAGACUAUGCAUUCUUUGAGGGAACAACUCAUCCUGUCAUAGAUGGCCCCAAUGUUUACACCAAUGCCUUUGAUGGCAACUAUGACACUUUGGUUGCAGCUCUCAGUAAACUUGGGUAUGGCCAGAUGCCUAUAGUCAUUGGAGAAAUCGGAUGGCCCUCUGAUGGAGCCAUGGGUGCGAAUAUCACUGCAGCAAGGGUCUUCAAUCAAGGCCUAGUCAAUCAUGUCCUAAGCAACAAAGGGACACCGUUGAGGCUGAAUUCACCGCCUAUGGAUAUUUAUAUCUUUAGCCUGCUGGAUGAAGGAGCAAAGAGCAUACUUCCAGGAAGCUUUGAGAGACACUGGGGGAUAUUCUCUUUUGAUGGAAAAGCUAAAUAUCCAUUGAACCUUGGCCUUGGAAACAAGGAGUUGAAGAAUGCAAAGAAUGUUGAGUACCUACCUUCAAGAUGGUGUGUGGCAAGCCCUUCCAGUGAUAUGAAUAAUGUGGCAAACCAUGUCAGAAUGGCAUGCAGUGUUGCAGACUGCACUACUCUAAACUAUGGAGGUUCUUGUAAUGGAAUUGGAGAGAAGGGUAACAUUUCAUACGCCUUCAAUAGUUACUAUCAGCUGCAAAUGCAAGAUGCAAGAAGCUGCAACUUUGAUGGUUUUGGUAUGGUUACUUCUAGAGACCCUUCAGUUGGGGCUUGUCGUUUUAUUUUGGGAGUUAAGGAUAAAGAUUCUGAUUCAUCUGCUUCUCAGAUAACAACAACAUAUAAAUAUCAUCUCUGCAUUCUGCUGGUAAUUUUAAUUAUCUAAUGGAUUUUUUAAGUCUCUGUGUGAAUUUAAACAAUUUAUCAAUUUAGAGGUUUCAUGAGCGGGUUUUGAUGGAUGAUGGAUCUAGAAGUAAAAGUAGAAUAGCUGAUGUAGUUUGUGUAAGCAAUUAGAAACAUACCAAACAGCAUUAUUGAUCUGCAGCUCACCAUAUAUAAUUCACUUAAUGUAUAUCAUAGUACAAGAGAUGGAACAAACACUGACGUAUUCAAUAUUAAACGAUUCAUAAUUGAUGCUUGUUCUAGUGGCUUUUGUUUCAUGAUUGAAAAGAACAAAUCACACUAAUAGUUUUAUUAUUGUUCAACUUGGUUGGAAGGGUGGAGCCUCUGAUUUUUCUCAAAAAUUUAUUGGAAGCCAAAUGUUAUAUUGCAGACUUUGCAGUAUGAAGAUACUACUGUAUGUUUUAACGUGUCUGAACUUUCUCAUGAUUCACAAGAUCCACAAGUACUAACAUUCCAGCAUGUAUUUAGAUGCCAAUGCCAUGGAACAGCACCAAAACCAUUUCUCUCUUUCUAGUCUCUAUGUAGCAUUUACCGUUACGCGUUAAAUUUAUCUAAUACUGUUAAUGAAGUUGUAGACAUGAAUAAAAAACACUUCUGACAACCAGUGAUUUUAGGCACUCAGUUUUUUGUUUGAAUUAAUUUCUCAAACCCAUACCCAUUCAAAAAUUAUAAUUACAAUAAAACAUACAUCGUUGACUCUGAUAAUUUAUCGCCAACCUUGAAGAAAAUAAUGGCAAAAAGCGAAAGAAAAGUGAUAGAAG